Messenger RNA from Thunnus maccoyii (southern bluefin tuna), 1859 nucleotides. RefSeq names its product claudin-4-like. Gene Ontology annotation, biological process: bicellular tight junction assembly; cell adhesion. NCBI's taxonomy places the organism in Eukaryota, Metazoa, Chordata, Actinopteri, Scombriformes, Scombridae. Gene Ontology annotation, cellular component: bicellular tight junction; plasma membrane. Gene Ontology annotation, molecular function: structural molecule activity. Bases 519 to 1076 code for a protein of 185 amino acids. The transcript has 2 exons. The record is from RefSeq and is a predicted model, not a curated record.
UAUUUUCUAAAAUGUCAAACUACACUUUUAAGUGUUUUAGAGAUUAAACAUUCCACUUCAGUGUUCAUAAAGUUUGGGACAGGCAGUAGAUCUGAUUUAUAUGUAAUGCAUUUCUCAAACCUAGAGAUAUUUUCUGCAGUUUCUUUUUCAGCAUUAAAAUCAAUGCAACGUUUUAAACUGAAUCGUACUGGUGAGCAUUAACUGAACAAGCAAACUUUCUUUCCUCAUACCAACGUGUGUUUCUUCUCAGGUGUUCCCAGGCUCUAUGCAGGUUUCUUAUCCUACUCAUUCAUACCAAGCAGGAAUCAGGACAAGCAAGAAACCUGAUCCACAAACUAGCAGAGUCCCCUCCCUGUUGUUCCUCCUUCUCAUACCUGCACACAGCAAAACACAACCAGCGGUAUUUACAGUUGAGUGAAGCUUGCAGUAAAAAUGUUCUGUGGCUCAACAGAAGGCGAAUUUUGUUUCUGCUUUUGACUGCAACCUAAAUACAUGCCUCGGAUUUGUUUUUUGACAAGAUGCGGACCCAGCUCGUUGGUAUUUGUCUGGCAAUCAUUGGCCUUCUUGGCACCAUUCUUAUCUGUGGACUACCCAUGUGGAAGGUGACAGCCUUUGUCGGGGCAAACAUCAUCACCUCUCAGGUCUUCUGGGAAGGUUUAUGGAUGAACUGUGUGAUCCAGAGCACGGGUCAGUCGCAGUGUAAGGCCUACGACUCCAUUCUGGCUUUACCACAAGAACUGCAGGCUUCCAGGGCUCUGAUCUGUGUCUCCAUUGCUGUCAGCGUGGUGGCCAUCGGGCUCACUGUGGUCGGGGCUCGCUGCACCAACUUCUUUCGUGACGACUGGCGGAACAAAUCCAAUAUUGGCCUGUCAGGAGGUGUGGUGUUUAUAAUCGCAGGGCUCCUGUGUAUUAUUCCUGUCAGCUGGUCAGCUCACAGCAUCAUCACAGGUUUCUACAACCCCUUGGCCACCAGCGAGAGGAGAGGAGAGCUAGGGGCAUCCAUCUAUGUGGGCUGGGCAUCUGGAGCUCUGCUUGUCAUUGGUGGAGGGGUCUUGUGUAGCACGUACAGAUGCUGAGGAGAGAAAAGGAGAGAAGAAGAGCGGAGGACAUGCCAUCCAUCAAAUACAUAAUGUAAUUUAAAAUGGACAAAAAUGUGUUUACUGUGACUAUUUGAUUCAGUUUCUGAUUAAGGCUUUUCAACAUUUCUUUCAACCUUUGUUAAUUGCACUAUAUUGAUAUUUUACAAUAAAUCACAUGUUUGAAAUAUUAAAAAGUGUAGAAUGUGAAAAAGUAGAAGUUACAUUUAUGUUUUUUGUUUUUAAUGUGAAGAUUGACAAAAUGAAGUAGUUGUAUAAUGUGACAUUGGGAUUGUUUAUAUAAAAAAAAGAUGUUUAAUUCAGCGGUCUGAGUUUAUGUGAAGUGUUUCAACAUGUACUGUACAGUACAAAUUAUGAAUGAUGCAAGAAUAAUCAGUUUUUAAGACCUUUAAAGCCUGUUGGGGUCAUAUUUAAUCAUUUUCUUAUACAGUAUUUUUCUUUUUUUACAAAUGAAGAUAACUGCCAGUGUGGUGAGAAAAUUUCUCUUGUACAAGACAGUUUUGAUUGUUUUGGGUAUUGAAACAAAAUAAAGAAAAUCAAUGAGCUAAAUAAAAAUUGACAUUACUCUUUAUCAAACAAGAGUUGUGAAAGAAGUUUAAUUAAUCUGGAAACAACUGAAAUGUCUCUGUUCACUGUCAGACUUUGCUAUUUUUCAUCAGUAACUGAACUAUGUUUGCUGAGCUGUUCAGUCGUUGGGCAUGCUUUGCCACGUCAAUUGAAGGAAACUAUGAAUGCUUGUAUAUUUGUAUACUAACAAACCAA